Diorhabda carinulata is the source of this 3901-nucleotide messenger RNA. RefSeq lists its product as uncharacterized. Gene Ontology annotation, molecular function: protein binding. Lineage: Eukaryota; Metazoa; Arthropoda; Insecta; Coleoptera; Chrysomelidae. The transcript is spliced from 13 exons. The record is from RefSeq and is a predicted model, not a curated record. Gene Ontology annotation, cellular component: plasma membrane; cytoplasm. The coding region runs from base 288 to 3449 and encodes 1053 amino acids.
CUCUCGGUAAAGAGGACGGGAGAGUCCACAAACAUGAACCAACUCACAUGGUGUGUUUAAUAAUAGCAUUUAGUGCUCUUAAUUUAGAAAUAGUCGGUCGUCGCGUUGGUUCCUAUCAUUAACACAAUCCACACGUUUUGCAUAAAAUUUGUUCUCAAAAUUGCGAUAAUCGUAGUCGAACAUAGGGAAUAUCAGUGGUCGUUAGUGAUUUUUUUACUGGACAUAAUUACUUCUGAAUUAUUAGCAGAAUAGAAGGAGAAAUGUGAUAGAAUCGUGCAAUUAACGGAAUGAAAAAGUUUAUAGCGACUAAAAUCAAUAAACAGCAAUGGAGAGUCACUGUUCCGAAUAUCAAUUCGAAUAUGUUUUGGAGAAGUUCGUCAAAAGAAGAAAAACCCGAAUCAAAACGAUCUUCGGGAUUUUAUGAUUUCCAAGAAGCACAACAAGAAUUUGACAAGUCGUUAAGUUUACAAAAUAGUCUCAAUUUAGAGGAUACUUUUUCAUCGGCUUCUACAACUUCAGAAGAAUUUGAAGAUGCUAGAGCAAUGUCGGAUAAAAGUAGUAAAAAUAACGUUGAAAGUGACACUGACGGAGAGGCCUAUCAGGAUGUUGAAUUAACCUCGACCCCCAAAUCAUCUAAAAAUAUAGACGAAAAUAACAGUAAAUAUCAUUAUGAUGUUCCCAGGAUAAGCUUCAAGUUUUUUGGCGAGAAGAAAGAAGAAAAUAUAUAUGAAAAUGAAGAACUAUGCCACGAACCGAUUAGUAGUAUUAACAGCGACAUACAAAUUGUUGUGACAACUUCAAACUCAGAAAAUCCAACCUUAUUCAAUAUUAAUGAUAUUUCACCGAUUUUAGAAGAUACAUUAAUUGAUGAUGUGGAUAAAAAUCAAGAAAACUACCCGUUAUGUCACCCAAACGAAAAAUUCGCAUCCCAAACUGAAAUAUAUGUAAAAAGUAUCGAAAGUAUCCCAGUAGCUGUAAUAAAAUCAGCAGGAAGCGAUCCAAAUUUGACUCUUAGAUCACAGCUUGCAGAGGACAAUUUUUACCAAGUGCCUAGACCUUUAGUAAAAAAUAAUAGACUGUCUCAUUCUCUUCAAGAUUUUAACGAAGAAAUAAAAGAGAAUACUCCCAAAUUGGCUUCAUCGAAUGAUUCUAGCAUAGAUCACAUUUCCGCUAGCCAGUUUUUUACAAACGUAGAUGUCGAAAGCUCAAAAACUACGAAUAAUUCGGUAACAAAAAGUAAACUCUCUAAAUUGAGGAAACCUGCUAUUCUGAAGAAACAUCGAUGGAAUUCAUUACGAAACAAGUUUAAUCAUUUGAUACAAGAACAAGCUGCCAAACAACAAGUCGGUGCUUUCUCGGAAAAAGAAAGAAUAACUCUGAACCUAGAAGAAAUGUAUAAAAACUCGAAAAGCAAAUGCAAGAAGGUAUUUGAAAAUACUAGCAAAAUAUUCCAUAAGAAGAAAAUUUUUGUCGAUACAAACUCCGAACUUGUUCAUGGAAGAAAUUUGAAGGCUAGUGAUAUAGAAUACAAAUUCAAUUAUGAGACGAAUAAUAGCAUUAAAAAUGACAGUACUGAUUGCAGCAACAAUGACAACAGUAUAAACCAUAGUGAACUGGAUGGAACUGAUAUUAACGAGUCAUUCACGAGUAAAAUUUCCAGUGAUAAUUUUGUUAAUGACGCUAGUUUCAACGACAGUAAAAAUUCGACAGAAAACUCCAAGAAAGAAGAGCAAAGUAUUGAUUUUAGUGCCAUAAAAAAUGCUCUCAUGAAAAUAAUUACAUCAGCCGAGGGUCAGAAUGGUUUUGAAGACUUACGGAGAUACGUUAAGCAAGGGGGCGAUUUCUGCAAAGAGUUGUCUCAAAUUUUACAAGAAAGAGCCGAAGCCGAAACUCAAUACGCUAAGCAUUUAUCGAAAUUAAGCACCAAACUUUCUCGAGCAUGCCGAGAGGGCGUUGGUGGAUUAAACGAAGCAUGGAAAGCUGUAGCUUUAGAACUAGAAACCACCGCCGAAGCACAUCGAUUACUUGGAGUUGCACUUCUCGAAGAAACUGCAAAACCUUUGAAAUCUCUUACAGAAACCCAACAUAGGAUACGAAAACAAUCGGAAUCUUCAGUAGAUAAAGCAGCAAAAUGUUUGUCUGAUUGGAGAACUAGUGAAGCCAAAGGAAAGAAACACAGUCACGCUUGUGCAAGAGAUAAUGAAAAAUUACAGGAUGCGGCAGUUCUGGAUACAACAAAGUAUGGAAAACAAACGGUUUCGAAAAGUUCUAGUCUGAUCCAUUUGCCCCAAAUGAAACAACAUUCCACCGACAAAGAAAAUGCAAAGUUGGAAGGAAAGAAACGAAAGGCUGAAAAUGCUGUGAAAAAAGCCGAUGUUGAAUAUUAUUCACUCUGCGUGAGAGCUGAAAGAGCAAGACUUGAAUGGGAAUCAGCAGUGUUACGAGGGGCAAGUACAUUCCAGUCACUAGAAGAAGAACGUUUAAACAAUUUGAAAUCUGUUCUAACAUCAUAUCAACACCAUCUUAAUGAUUUAGGACCUAAACUCAUCGAGGCAUCUGAAAGGUUGAAAGGUCCAAUACACUCGACAGAUCCUGCCAAAGAUUUACUCACUUUCCAGAAUCUGAGACAUAGCUCCCAGCAAGUUUCAGAACAACUGUUGCCUGAUUUUUAUUGUGAACACAUCACAUUAGCUAUGAACCGUGAAAGGCGAAAACAGGCUUUAGUUCAACUCUUACAGCUUAUUAGACAAGAUAUGGAAAGAGAACGUAAAUCUAAAAUUGGCCUGGAAAAUUUAUCGAAAGCUAUCCAACAGACUCCAACCUUUGGAUCCGAAGAUUCGCAACAAACUGUAAUAGAAAAAAUGUAUCAUAUGAAGUCUAUGUUAACUUAUUUAGAAGGAGCGAAAUACAAAGUUCAUAAUGCAUUGUCAGAAUUGGAUAGCAGACCUCGGUCUUCUCAUCCUUUAGCUGCCUAUAUAACCAUAACUAGAGACAAAUCAGGGUUACAACAAAGUGUUCUAAAGGUUCCUCAAUGGUUACGAGAUGAAUGGUGUGACAAAGAUAAAAGUCCUGUAAGUCAAAAAUCGACGAAAUCGAAUCAAUCAGACAAUUCAGAUCCCCAUAAUAAUGACGUAGAGGAUCCCGAUUGGUUAGUCAGAGGAUCAGCAGAUGGAAAUUCAAACCAACCAGAUUCUGAUUUUGAUGAAUUUUCGUCUCAAUGCAGUAGUUCAGGAGAUAAUAUCUGCGCCCAAGAUGAUAACCCAGUUCAUCCUAUUGCAACAUGCAAAGCAAUUUAUGCUUAUACGCCUAACAUGAACGAUGAAUUAUUAUUGAAGGCUGGAGAAAUAAUUACUGUUUAUCGUCAACAGGAAGACGGAUGGUGGUUGGGAGAAUGCAAUGGGAAUGUGGGUAUUUUCCCAGCUACUUACGUCGAAAUAUUACGAGACUGAUAUAUCAAUAUAUCAAAAUAUUUUUUAUAUAAUUAUAUACUUCAAUGCCAAUGUUAAAUAUUUUAAUAUAGUACGGGUUUCUAAAAUCAAAAUAAAAUAAUCCAUUACUUCGGUUUAUUUUUCUCGUGUUAUUAUUAUUAUGAAAUUUUUUGCAAGAACUUUGACAAUAUGAAAAAACUCAUUUUGCAAAUUUCUUUUUGGAAAUAAAUACACUGUAUGAUUUCUAGGUUAGUUUUAUUUUGUACAUACUGUAUAUUAUAUGUAUUAUAAUAUUUAAUAUCGUACAACACUAUUGUAUUCAGUUUCUCAUCAAUAAUGUCUAGUAAAGUGACCUUACAUUUUUUCUGAUAAACAUCACUUCAUCAUUUUGAAAAUAUUGUCAUGAUUUUUCUAUCUAACUAUGUAUUCAUUUGUAUGAACUUUUAUAUAGACAAAUAAAUUUCAUAAAUUUC